GUGCAGCGGUCGGUGGACGCCCACGCCGCGCGCCUCUCGGACCUGGAGGGGCGGACGGGCACGGCCGAGAAGAAGAUCGUGGACUGCGAGAAAACGGCCGCGGAGCUGGGCAGACGGCUGGACAGCAAGUGCGCGGCGCUGGGCAGCCUCAUCCAGGAGUACGGGCUGCUGCAGCGGCGCCUGGAGAACAUGGAGAACCUGCUCAAGAACAGGAACUUCUGGAUCCUGCGCCUGCCGCCUGGCGCCAAGGGCGAAGUGCCCAAGGUGCCGGUGACCUUUGACGACGUCUCGGUCUACUUCAACGAGAAGGAGUGGGAGAAGCUGGAGGAAUGGCAGAAGGAGCUGUACAGAAACGUGAUGAGGAGCAAUUACGAGUCUUUGAUCUCUCUGGACUAUGCAAUUUCCAAGCCAGGCGCUCUGUCUCAGGUUGAACAAGGCAGGGAGUCAAGCAUUGGGGAUCAGCAGGACUUGGAGGAGAGAGAAAUCAUCACAGACCCCAGUGCAGCGGGUAUAAGGGUGGUGAUCAAAACCGAAGACCUUCAUUCUGAGGACAGCCCCGAAAACCUGGAGCUACACGGGAUGUCGGGGCAAUCGGAGGAGAGCUUCCAGAGCCCAGACGAGGAAGCGACCUGCGAGAGCCCGUACGGCUCGGUGACGCCGCCGCAAAACCUCCCCGGAAACGGGCUGGAGGAGUCGGCAGAGUACGAGACAGACUACGGCGAGAUCAAGAGAGUCAUUGUGCACCAGGGGAACUGCACAGAUGAUGGGAUCGUGAUCAAAACCGAGGAGGACGAGGAGGAAGAGGACCCCGACAGCCUAGAGCCCUGCACGAUGUUCUCGGGGCGGGUGGAGCCGCAGGUUUUCCAGAACCACGACCCGGGGGUGCCACGCGAGGCUCACUGCAGCUCCAAAAUGCAGCCCCGGAGCCUGUCUAGCAGCUUGCUGGGGAAGCCAACCGCCUGCGAGAGAGACGCUGGCGAGAUGAAGGCGGCCGUGAUGCACCAGAGGAACCGGACGCGGGAGCGGCCGUACAUCUGCCCGGAGUGCGGGAAGAGCUUCAUGCUGAGGAUCAACUACAUCAUCCACCAGCGGAACCACCUCAAGGAGGGGGCGGGCGGCGUGGCCCGGCGCCCCGACCCCUUUGGCGACCAGCGCGGCCUCAAGCCCCAGCCGCGGCCCCCGCCAGCCGGCAAGCCCUACAAGUGCUCCGAGUGCGAGAGCAGCUUCAGCCACAAGUCCAGCCUAAGCAAACACCAGAUCACGCACGUGGGAGAGAGGCCGUACACCUGCGGCGAGUGCCGCAAGAGUUUCCGGCUCCAGAUCAGCCUCAUCAUGCACCAGCGCGUGCACGCCGGCAAGAGCGAGAUGUCCUUCCUGUGCCCGCAGUGCGGGAAGGCCUUCAGCCGCCCCUCCCACCUGCUGCGGCACCAGCGCACCCACACGGGCGAGCGCCCCUACAAGUGCACGCAGUGCGAGAAGACCUUCGGCGAGAAGUCCAAGCUCACCAACCACUACCGCAUCCACACCCGCGAGCGCCCCCAUGCCUGCGGGGAAUGCGGCAAGGGCUUCAUCCGCAAGCACCACCUCCUGGAGCAUCAGCGCAUCCACACCGGGGAGAGGCCGUACCACUGCGGGGAAUGCGGGAAGAACUUCACGCAGAAGCAUCACCUGCUGGAGCACCAACGGGCCCACACCGGGGAGAGGCCCUACCCAUGCACGCACUGUACCAAGUGCUUCCGAUAUAAACAGUCCCUCAAGUACCACUUGCGGACGCAUGCGGGUGACUAGGAGAGCCCCGCCCCCCACCUCACCCCGGGCAGCCCGGCGUGGGGCCGACGGUAGCACAACACUCGGCAGAGACCCGGGUGGGAGCCUCGGCAUGAGGCCGACGGUAGCACAACACUCGGCGGAGACGGACGGGUCAGUUUAAAAAAAAAAAUAAUAAUAAUUAAAUAAAAUGAAAGCAAGCGCCAUGCCGCAAAAGCACGUACCGCUAACAGCCGCCGCUUGUGUAGGGUCAGUCCUGGUCCGAAUGUACAGGAGACGUUGCCGGCGUAGGACUCUAACCGCUUUUUCAGUCGAUUCUCUUUUGAUAAUAAAUGUGGAGGAACGUUUAUUUGAUAAGCAAACCCCGCCGUGCGGUCGCCAUCAU
Molecule: messenger RNA, 2152 nt
Organism: Alligator sinensis (Chinese alligator)
Lineage: Eukaryota; Metazoa; Chordata; Crocodylia; Alligatoridae
Product: zinc finger protein 777
Biological process (GO): regulation of DNA-templated transcription
Source: RefSeq, a predicted model, not a curated record